Rhizopus microsporus ATCC 52813 is the source of this 2466-nucleotide messenger RNA. RefSeq lists its product as uncharacterized. Bases 1 to 2466 code for a protein of 821 amino acids. The transcript has 3 exons. NCBI's taxonomy places the organism in Eukaryota, Fungi, Mucoromycota, Mucoromycetes, Mucorales, Rhizopodaceae. Gene Ontology annotation, molecular function: crossover junction DNA endonuclease activity; DNA binding; 3'-flap endonuclease activity. The record is from RefSeq and is a predicted model, not a curated record. Gene Ontology annotation, cellular component: nucleus; Holliday junction resolvase complex. Gene Ontology annotation, biological process: resolution of meiotic recombination intermediates; DNA catabolic process; double-strand break repair via break-induced replication.
AUGAGUCAGCAAUGCGGUAAUCCUCUUUUACGAGAUUGGGUAAAAGAAUGGAUGGAUGAAGCAAAGCGUAUGCAAAUGAAGUCUUACUACACAUAUAAAAAGGCUUAUGAUGCACUGUGUCGUUGUCCCAAUACCUUUGAACACCCAUCACAAGCACAGAGAUUAGAAGGCAUUGGUCAAAUUAUGGCCAAGCGUUUAACAGAAAAAAUGAUUGAGUACUGUCAAAAUAACAAUCUGCCUAUACCUUUACCUGUAAAAGGUAAACGCAAAAGAGGCGAACAAGAUGAUGAUACAGAUCAGAGUAGCAGUCAGUCAUCAAGAUCCAGAGCGCCAAAAACAUACGUACCUACCUUCAGGUCCGGACCUUAUGCCAUUCUAUUAUGCUUACUUGAUUUUCAACAAAAUGGACAAACCAGCGCAACAAAGGAACAAAUAUGCUCAUAUGGACAAAAGUAUUGUGAUAAUUCAAUGACACUUGCUGAUCCAGGAAAAUCAUAUACAGCCUUCAGCGGAGUCAAGACGUUGAUUGACAAAGGCUAUGUUUAUAAAAACGGUCGACCACCAAAAUUUAUGCUAACAGAAACAGGAAUUGCCAUGGCUGAAAGAUUGAGGGAUGUCAAUGGUGAAGGCCAUAAUAAUAGUUCCCAGACAGUUAGAGAAGAGGAGCAUACAUUGAACAGAGAUGAUACUGGAUCAAGAAAGCAACCGAGAAAGAAAAAGAAAGCAAGCACGGCUGCUAUAUUGGAUAGAUUGUUAGAAUCGGGUUAUGGGAUAUCAGAUGAACCAGAUCUGAGCUUAUACACUUUGGAUCCUUCUAAACAUCAUUCAAUAUCACUCAACGGACGAACGGUUACAAGAGAUACGACAGCUUUAUCGAACACUAGCAGCUUGAAUAACACAGCUGAUGCUAACACAUUGAAUGAACAAAAGAAUGUCUUAAAAAAGCCAAGCAAGAACAGAAAUUAUAGUAAUACGGCAUUGGACAUAAGCGCAGGAUCGACUAGUUUGACAAGAUCUCAUUCCAUCAUGAGUAUUGAUGACGACUCAGAAAUUGAACUAUGGGAUGAUAUAUUAAAAGAUAACCGAGACUCUGUUAAAUCAAAAGCAAGCACAAGUAAUAUAGACGACACAUUCUACUUUACUUAUCUCGACGUUUCUAAUACACCAGUCAAGUACGCGUCAUCAGCAGCCGUGGACAUUGACGAACUCAAUUCUUGUCUUGUAUAUAAAAUCCGCUUUUAUUCAAGGCAAAGGGAUCACCCACAAGCCAAACGACUAGUCAAGGUGACAGAGGAUGAGAAAGUUACAGGUACCUGUAUUGGAUUUCUACCAGAACCGUAUACAGAGAGCGAAUGUGUUGGGUUGCCAGCGUCUGUUGAUGAAAAUGAGCUUGAGGCAGACGAUGACGAGCCAGUAAACCGGUUCGAUACUCUGUCUUUCUCUCAACAGACAUAUGAAUCCCAAGUUUAUUCACAGCAAGCAACAUCAUCGCAACAGCAAAGAAAAAAGGAUAUACAAGCUGAGAUCACACAGUAUGUACAGACAGAGUAUGCAGAACCUAUACUUCCUGAGGAAUAUGACAUUAUCCUAGUAUUGGACAAUCGAGAAGUUCAAAUGAAAAACAAUCGAAGUUACUUUCAAGAAAAACUAACCGAGAAGGGAAUCAGUAUUUGCACUCGCUCUUUAGACCUUGGUGAUUUCAUAUGGAUCGCACGUAAAAGGGGCAGUACAGACCCAUCGGAUGAGUUAUUCCUAGAUUACAUUGUAGAAAGAAAGCGAUUGGAUGACUUGGUGCAUAGCUUGAAAGACGGAAGAUAUAAAGAACAAAAGACAAGACUUAAAAGAUCUGGUGCUCAGCAAGUAAUAUAUAUCGUCGAAGAAUAUAACCGAGAAUAUGCUGUCAACUUUGGACUUCAAGCCAUUCAGACAAUCAUGUCUUCUAUUCAGGUUGUAGACGGCUUUUUCUUAAAGAGAACAAAUACUAUCGACGAGACGAUUGAUUACUUGGUAUCAUUGACAAGGCUUAUUGAGCGAAUGUACAAAGGAACAAUAUUAUACCCCAUACCAGGACAUAUAGUAACAAGCCAAAACUAUAUUGAUUUAAAAAGGGCAUACAAGGAUAAGGUCGGAAACAGUAAAACUGCAUACUUGAUCUCUUAUCCAGUCUAUAACCAAAUCAAUUCUAAAAACGGCAGUACGAGCUUGCAUGAAAUCUAUCUGAGGAUGUUGACGUGUAUAAGAGGUGUUAAUGCUGAAAAAGCGUUGGCACUCAUGCGAGUUUAUCCGACACCAUAUUCAUUAUUAAGUGCAUUUCAAAACAAGGACGAGCAUGAUGCCAAAAACCUUGCUUAUGAGGCCACUCAAACACAGAUCAAUCGACGUAAAUGGGGACCCCAGCUUAGUGAGAGAUUAUACCAAGUGUGGGGUGCGUCAGAAUACUCAAAUACGGAAACAUUUAGCGAUUAA